CGCGUCGUCUUGAUAGCUUCAUCAGAUCAUUUGUCAUUUACACACACUACACUAGGUGGAACACUGAAUAAAUGUGAUUCCGAUUCUGGAGAUUAAACCCUCAAUGUCAAUGGCUACUCAUCUCCGAUUCCUUUCUUCUAUGUUUAGUCUCUUUCUCAUUGUUCCCUUGGUCCUGAACAGCGGCGUCCUCUGCAAGACGCUUAAGCGAGACGUGAAGGCAUUAAAUGAAAUAAAGGCGUCACUUGGAUGGAGAGUAGUGUACGCGUGGGUUGGUGAUGAUCCUUGUGGAGAUGGUGAUUUGCCUCCUUGGUCAGGUGUCACGUGUUCCGCUGUGAGUGGGAGUGAUUAUAGAGUUGUUACUGAAUUGGAAGUAUAUGCAGUUUCGAUUGUUGGUCCCUUUCCACUUGCAGUUACCAAUCUGGUGGAUCUUACGAGGCUGGACCUACAUAAUAACAAAUUGACGGGACCAAUUCCUUCGCAAAUUGGACGACUGAAGCAUCUUAAGAUACUUAAUUUGAGGUGGAACAAAUUCCAAGACUCCAUUCCUCCUGAAAUUGGUGAACUAAAGCAGCUAACACAUCUCUACCUGAGUUUUAAUAACUUUAAGGGUGAAAUUCCCAAGGAACUUGCAAAUCUUCCCGAGCUUCGUUAUCUUCAACUUCAUGAAAAUCGUUUGACUGGGAGAAUUCCACCUGAAUUGGGAAUGUUAGCAAAUCUGCGGCACCUGGAUGUCGGCAACAAUCACUUGGUUGGGACCAUAAGGGAACUCAUUCGUAUUGAAGGAUGCUUUCCAUCUCUUCGUAAUCUGUACCUCAACAACAACUACCUCACUGGAGGUGUUCCAUCACAGCUUGCUAAUUUAACGAACUUGGAAAUCUUAUAUAUAUCUUAUAACAAAAUGUCUGGGGUUAUACCAUUUGGGCUGGCUCAUAUACCUCGAUUGACCUACUUGUACUUGGAUCACAACCAAUUUUCUGGGAGAAUUCCUGAUACCUUCUACAAGCACCCAUUUUUAAAAGAAAUGUACAUUGAAGGAAAUUCGUUCAGGCCAGGCGUGAAACCCAUUGGUGACCACAAAGUCCUGGAACUUGCAGAUUCGGAGUUCCUGUUUUAGGCUAUGAAUCAACUCAAGUUUUGGCUAGAAUUGAUUUCUGUUAAUCAUCAAUAUUCUCGCUUAUAUGAACAUCCCAAUUCUACUUGGAAAAAAAGAAAAAAUAAUGUCACACGAUUCAUGUAGCUCUCAACGGAAGCAUCAUCGAGGUUGUAAGCUUCUAGGUUUUCCCAAACUGUACAUAGAGAUAAACAUCAUAUUCAGUUAUACCUUUAGUUAUUUGCCUAUAUUAUUAUGAUAAUCAAUUAUUGAUGUUAAACCAUCAUUUAUCACCCUUGUCAAUUUGGCUUUCUUCACCACAAUGUCUUUCAAAUAGAGAACCACCAACAAAUUGAUAUGAGUAGUCCAAGUUUAGAGAAAAUGAAGAAAUGUCUGGAGAUUAUUGUCUAGUAGACUUGGGAGUUGGGUUUUCUAACUCCGAAUAGG
Striga asiatica is the source of this 1537-nucleotide messenger RNA. The record is from the annotation of a GenBank genome assembly. Lineage: Eukaryota; Viridiplantae; Streptophyta; Magnoliopsida; Lamiales; Orobanchaceae.